CGCAAGUAAAUUUGCGCUUGCGUGAAAAAUGGACAGAUUAGUCUGCACUUUUUGCAAGUACAUCUAAUUUAUUUUAUUUUUCUACAAUCUAUCAUUUUUAAAAAUAAAACAAUAACAAAUUUACAAAAUAUCAUUAAACAAAAAUCAAAAAAAAAUAUCAACUAAAAAAUUAACAAAUUUUAAAAUGUGAUUUUAAAUUUUUUUAUAAAAAUUUAUAUUCUCUUUUUUUAUUAUCAAGCAGGAAAUAUUGAUUAAAUUCCCACGUUGUCACAGACAGUAUACCCGGAUAUAAUACUUUUAUUUUUAUCACUUAAUAAAAAUGAAAAAAAAAUAAAUAAAUAAAAUUAACAAUAAUUAUUGUUUAUUAAAAAUGCAGCUGUAUUUACACUCGAAAUUUACGCAAAAUUGUGUGAAUAAAAGAUUUUUAUCAAACCACAUAAAUUCAGGAUAAUUAAAAUAAUUAUUCGAAUAAAUUAUACAAAAGAAAAACAAUGGAAUUACGAAGAAAUUUAUGGAUUAAAAAAAUAAUAUUAAUAUUGUGUUUUUUAAUAGUAUUAUUAUGGAUUAUUAUUAAUGAUAAUUCAUGUAUUCUCGGUGGUAUAAAAAAAAAAAUAACAAUUGAAAGAAUAAAUGUAAAAACAUUUGAUAAUUUUCCUUCAAAUUAUCGUUUGUUUGACGAUAUCAAAGUUGACGAAAUAUCACUUGAUAAUAGAACAAAUGUACUAAAUAUUAUAACAUUUAAAAAACAAAUUGAUUCAUCAUCAAAAUACAAAAUAUUUCAUCAACAAAAUUUAAUGCCAAGUAAAAAGUUACCAAGUGUUUUAAUUAUUGGUGUUAAAAAAGGUGGUACAAGAGCACUUUUAGAAUUUCUAAGAAUUCAUCCAGACAUACGUGCAGCUGGUUCCGAAGUGCAUUUUUUCGAUCGACAUUAUAACAAGGGUUUAUACUGGUACAGACAUAGAAUGCCACCAACACUUGAUGGACAAAUAACAAUGGAAAAAACCCCGUCGUAUUUUAUAACUCAAGAUGCACCAAAACGUGUUUAUCAUAUGAAUUCAAAAACAAAAUUAAUAAUUGUCGUGCGUGAUCCAGUAACAAGAUCAAUAUCAGAUUAUACGCAAGUCAAAAGUAAACGACCAAAUUUACCGAAAUUCGAAAUACGUGCAUUUAUAAAUGGUACAAAUAUUGUUGAUACCAAUUGGGCACCAUUAAAAAUUGGUAUAUACUCAAAAUAUUUAGAUAAUUGGCUUAAAUAUUUUCCAUUAUCACAAUUACUUAUUGUAUCUGGUGAACGUCUUAUUGCUGAUCCAGUUAUUGAAAUAACCAGAGUACAAGAUUUCAUUGGUAUUAAACGUGUUAUAUCAGAAAAACAUUUUUAUUUUAAUACAACUAAAGGAUUUCCUUGUUUAAUGAAAUCUGAGCAUCGUGCAAUUCCACACUGUCUUGGCAAAACUAAAGGUCGAAGUCAUCCACAUAUUGAUCCUGAUGUUAUUGAACGUCUACGUAAUUUUUAUAGACCAUUUAAUCAUCGUUUUUAUCAAUUAACUGGAAUUAAUUUUGGCUGGGCUUAAUUAACAACAUAUCAAAAUUUAAAUUGAUAGUCAAUUUGAUAAACUGAUUCCGUUCAAUGAGGCGAACAAAAAAUAUAUUAUAUAAAAAUAUCAAUGAGAAAUUAAAUUAUACAAAUUUUUUGCUCAAAUCGAAAUAA
This is a messenger RNA of Aphidius gifuensis, 1708 nucleotides long. It is a transcript of the gene Hs3st-B, whose product is annotated as heparan sulfate glucosamine 3-O-sulfotransferase 6. The coding region runs from base 492 to 1571 and encodes 359 amino acids. Gene Ontology annotation, molecular function: [heparan sulfate]-glucosamine 3-sulfotransferase activity. The record is from RefSeq and is a predicted model, not a curated record. Lineage: Eukaryota; Metazoa; Arthropoda; Insecta; Hymenoptera; Braconidae. The transcript is spliced from 4 exons.